AUGGCCGCUGUCGCCUGGGAGGACGACUCAAGGGUUCUGUAUACAUUAAACGCCCCAUUCUGGCGCCUUCUGUCUCCUUACAACCUGAGAUUUGACUCGGUAAUUGUAACUCAUAGACUGCACACAUUCACACCGCUUGACCAAAACAAGUCGUGGUAAACUAUCAUGAGGGGCUCUCUGGUCACUAGGAUCCUCAAUGACUUGUCAGAUCAUAACGUCGUCGGCAAAUAUCAUUUUACCGCAGACAAGCUCUUGAAGGCUGUCGUUAACAUAAGGAAUGAAAGGAAGGGGUCCGAGAACUGAGUCUUGAGGCACGCCACUAGUCAUGUACACCCAGCCUGACAUUUCAUCUUCGAUAUGGACAUGCUAUUUUUGACCAAUCAAAACAAUAUAAGUAAUAAUAAACUGUACUUUUAAGUUCCCCAUAGGGUGCUAUAAAAGCAAGCAAAAGUAAAUAUUCCAGUGAAUUUCAGAACGAGUAGAAAUACAGUAUUCAGUACAUACUUAGGAAAAACGGUUAGUGGGUUGUAAAAAAUUCUUUUUUUCAAAAAAAACAAGAUGAAUAUGGGUUGAUUAGCCUUUAAGGUGAAAAAUUGUCGUUAUUACAAAUGUAAAUAUGUGGGUCGGACAGGGUUGGCCUGCAUGUGGCAGUGUAUAAGAAAUUUGAAACGGACAUCAUCAAGGCAUAAUUCCUAAAGUGACUGAGACUAUCCUACUCAAAUUGACGAGACAAGAAGAACCCAGACGCGGUCGAUCACAGUCCGUUUAGAGUCCAUCCGAGGAUUGUGCAUUAAAGGCUGAGGCGGACAUCAAAUGGUAGGAGGGAAUGCGACCCUGACACCUCUUUGCCGGCCGACCAAAGAGGGCGAAAACGGUGGAUUCCGCCGAGAUCGUCAAUAGACAGCUUGGAUUCGAAUGAGGAGACGACAUCAGAAACCGCGAAAAUCAUCGAGCGGGAUGAGAGCACGGAAACUCAGAGGCCAGAGUGAAUUAUUACUGGGGGUCGGCGAUAUGUGAAACGGAAGCAGCUUGGAGCAUGCACGUCAAGUUAGCCCUUCGCCUGUCAUUUGCGAGAAUUUUUCAGGAGGCAUAUCGCGUUCUGUGAAAGAUACAAUGCAUAGACUGGAAAAAUCGAAGAAAGCGAAAUUCCUGAUGCGAGAACGUGGAAAGCGACACCUCACACAGAGAGGGAUUCGUGAGCGGAUACGGUAGUUUGGUGGCAGCGUCCUAGAUUUCCGAUGGCCCUUUCUCAAUGUCAUAACGAAAGUUGUCUGGGAAGGACGAGGAAAAGGAAAGUUUAAUUGAGUCAUUAUUCAGAUAAAUACGCGGCCUUCACCUAAAAGUAUGUGGACUAUCUGAUGAUCUUAUAUCUAUCAAAGAUUAUCCCAAAGGAAACUACACCCGAAAGCGGAAAAAGAGAGCGCCUACAGGUGAAGGAAGCGGAAGGAGGCAUAAUAAAGAAAGAAUUGAGAAAAUUCUAUGGUCGACUAACAGGGUAAAGUGCUGAUUCCGAGAAAGAUUUGAACUAUUAUCAACGCGAAAGAGGAGGCAGAAGACUACUUCUAGUCAUCGAAUCCACGGACAUUUAAGGUCACUUAACUGACGUCUGAGUGGGAAAUAUUUGGAGGCAACGUACGUAAGAGUUUUCCAGUAAAAUACCUUUCAAAAUUUCCAACUUUCGAAUGAUUAGCCUCGUUUAUCAAACCAAAGGAUGGACAAAAUCCUCAAGAAUGUGAAGUACAUGCAUUGGAUGGAGUCUUAAUUUAGUAUAAAGAAGAUAGAAAUUUUGAGUAAUAAGGCCACAAAUCUCUGCAGUUUUGGUCGUAAUUCUGUCAGCGUGUGGCGAGAGCUCUAGAUUAUAGGUGCAGCUCAAACCUAAGUCCCUGAUGAUGGCACAUUCAGUCAUAGGUGUGUCUUGAGUGACCAUUGGUUAGGGUAGUAUUCUAGGUCAAACACGCAUAUAGUGCCUUUAUCCAGUUCAGUGGAUCUACCGGACGUCAAGUGUGAUUGUACGGAACAAUGUCGACUUCUUUGCGGAAAUCCAUGUCCACGACAUCGCUCUCGAAGCCCUCUUCUAAGGCCCUGGUUCAGACUUCCAGACAAGUUGGCAGAUUUGAGAGGCAGGAACGUCCCCUGCAAAAGCCUGCGGAUAAUUCUGCUAGAUGUUGUUUUCUUUAAAAAAUUGCUAUAUAGCACUCUUCACCAGGACUUCCACCAUUUUGCAUGAUAGAAAAGGUAAGCUAAUAGGCAUGAAGCUGCUUGCUGCCAUCCUGCUACCACCCUUACAUCAGAGAACAAGGUUGGCUAUUCUCCAAUGAUCUCAGUGCGAAAAAAGGAAUCAAAAGCCAGCAUCGAGUCCUCUAACCCAUAAAAACUUUUUGCUCGCCAGUUAACCUUUAUCAGUAUACAAAAUACUUGAUCCAUCUCAAGUGAAAUGUCUCUAAGCGCAACUCUGAACACUCACUCCUACCAUGGCCAAAGGUAUUUAAUAGGACACGGAAGGCAUAUCGACAUUCGAGAACGUUGAGGGCAAAAAUAGGACAAAAUCUUAGUUUCAUGUCCUCGAGAGCAAAAUUAUUUGUGCUAUGAAGCCACAAAACUCGACCCGCAUAAAAGGAUGAAGCAAGUUUAUUUGCGUUACUUAGGCCUUUAUAGUGGAGUUAUUUGAAUUAGUCAUUCUAAAAGGUGAUGGGACCAAAAGGUUUGGUGGCGCAAAACAUAUGAAACACGCUUGGAUGAAAAACUCCAGCUGCUAAGUAUAAUUCAAUCUAUACAACCAUAGUAGGAUGGAUUUAAUUAUUUUCGGUGUAAACAUUUGCAUUGUCCGUAUAACAUGAAUAAACUCUCGCUGCGCAAGGUUCAACGAUUUCUGAAGGGAAUUUGAACGUCUCGCACAGAAGUAUGAAACGGCAUGCCUUACUUGUUUUGCUUGUAGGAACAAGAUUUCCGACCACAGCCCUCCUGACGGAUCAAAUCCCUGUAAGCCGACUCGCAAGACGUCUUUUAUUUUCCCGAAAUCGCUGUAAUAUCCGAUCAACCCAAUGUAAUUGGCUGUUUAGACACACCUAUCCAGGUAUUUGACCAUUUUAAGAAAGAUCAGACUUGAAGAAAUCAAAAAACCCAAGCGGUGUUAUAAUCCAUCAAAGAUCUAAUUAGGUAACAACUUCGGCAGCUAAUAAGACCUUCAGACAUAACAACAGACGCUGUCCGUUUUUCAAAUGAUUCGAUCCGCUUCGCCAAUCUCAGAUCAUGAUGACAAUGCCGAUAAUGCUUUGCAGGAGGAAUAUGAAAAACUUUUAUCCCAGUUGCGUGUUGCAAAACUUGAGAGAAUUAAAUACAUCAACCAAACAAAUUGCCAAUUGGCAAAAUGCGAGUACUCUAAGUGGCAAAACGAUAUCUUUUAGGAAUGAGUUUAAAUGGCUUCAACAAGAAAAUGAAAAUUUAAGACUUGAACUUUCAAUAAUCGAAAGUGACGAGAACAAGAGAAAAGACGCAAGGCUUCUUGGCGGACUUAAAUCGUCGGCAGAUGCCUACGAAAAGUUGCUCCGCCAAAUGGAACAACAUAAGCAAAUAUCGCUUGCACUAGAUAUUGAUGUAAAUAGCAUUACGAUUCUUAUAUCUUCAGAUCAAAAAAUGCGAAAAUCGUCUGAAAAAGCUUUGCUCGCAAGAAACACUUUCACUUGCUGACCUGGAGGCAAAACUGAAGACUAAAAAGCAAAUCAUUGAAAAUAAAUUAGAGAAAGUGUGUGUGACUUGAAAAUUAUUUUCAGACCAACAAAAACCUCGGGGAGCUUUUAGUAAAGAACAACAGGGAACGUACUAUUAUUGGGAAUAUUCGCAACCAACGUCAUAUAUAUUCCAAGGCACUGGAAAAAUUGCAAAGGACGCUAAAGCAGAUCAAUUUGAACAAGUCAACGUUAAUAAAAGCAGCUCUGGAAGCAUAUGAGCAGAGGUUCGGUUUUUUAAAUAUUUAUGUAUUCAAAGGGAGGAGGCACGCAAAAAGUGCGCAGCUUACAUUGAGAAAAAUGAAAGAGAAAGCUCUCUCUUUGAGAGUGAAAUAAGGGACUUAAGUCGGAAUAUUGACCACGAAAAACAACUAUUUAAAUUUAUGCAAGAGAAGGGAAAGGAAAGAUCGACCGAACUUCCAGAGUCUGCCAAAAUCAAAAAAGGUUUCUACGUUUUUGCUUGCCUCGCAUUGACUAGUUUUCGGGCAGAAAUUGUGAACUUUUCUAACGACAAAUGUAUCAGAAGAUUCUACAAUUAAGUAAAAAACCCAUUUUAAUUAUGCCCAUCAACAUUACUUGACCUACAAGCAUUUCGGACUUUCGAAACCUAAAAGCACUCACUCAAAGGGGGAACUAAAUGACAGUCAUCGGAAUGCCUUUAAUUAUUAUCAGCAAUUAUCAGAUGCAUGCUUGAAUGAAACCUCUCUAUCGAUUAGUUUAAUUUUGGUCAUCUAGCAGCGUUUAUUGCUUUACAUUGAACAUCGCAAACUGUAACCAUUUCUUCAACGAUUCUAUAAGCAUACAACAAGUUCGAAUUUUCUCAAACGUAUUUGGGGUUUAGCCUCCAGAAAAAAAUAAACGGAUACUGUUUAUAGCCUCCAAUUAGGGCCUUACAUGAAGUUUCCAUUGUCAGAAUUUACUUGCUGACAAUUUAGUUAAAAAUAACUAGGAAAUACUUUAGACUACGCUUUGUAAGGGUCGUCUUUGCAUGAGUAGACACUCCUGAUGAGCUACAAACGAGCACGCGUUUUUACAAGCUGUUCGGGAAAACUAACAAAGAGAUUCAUUGUAAAUAUAACCUAGGAUAUGGACAAAUGUGUAAGGCACAGUCCUUGUCGUUUUUUAAAAGAUAACUACAGAAUGAAAUUUGAUUUGCCGACUAGUUAACUGAAUGUCGGUGUAACUUGUAGAGAGGAAGGCGAGGAAUGAAAAACACCUUCAAAUUCAGAAGCUUGCAUCUGAGGAGGAGGCUCUUCACAGAAUCCAGCAGGCUCUUGGGGAAACUAAACUUGAGAAUAUUGUUGAAAAGUUUCGGAAGACACAGGAGGAAAACUAUGCAUUAUUCAAAUAUGUCAAUGAGCAAAAUGCGCAGGUGGGAUAACACAGGAAGUGUUUAUAUUAGUCUCUCAGAUAGAAGAAAUAAAAGAACUUAUCGGCAAAUACAAACAAGAAAAAAAGGAACAGAAAAUAAGCCACAAAACUAUUCUGGAAUCUUUUCACCAGAAAAUGCGCACGUAUGAGGUAAGCUAAAAUGAUGACAAAAUAAGCCUUACUAUUGCAGGCAUUCAUUUUAUAAUUUUUGAGACUAUGCUAUACUUUUGUAUCCUUCAAGCUAAAAUCAUGGCGAAACAGAAGAUGAAGCUACUCUUAUACUUGAUACAAUAGUUCUGUACAAAUUGAAAGUUGUAAUUUCGCAUGCUUCCGAAAAAAAACAUUAAAAUGCUCUUUCUGUAGGCAGUUGCUUUAAAGAAAACAUCUUACAAUAAGAAAAAGUAAAAUUACCAAAGACGUCUUGCGCGUUUGCCCUUUGUCAUAAUGUAAACUUUGCAUAUUUUUUCGGGUGCCAUUUUUCCAUAUUACUAGAUAAAUGCAUGCUAAGCUGAACACCCACCUACUGCCAGAAUGACACAUAAUUCACUAACCUAGGUGCAAUCUACGGAGCAUCCGAUUACCAUAACCGAUAGAAGCGGUGCUAUAAAUGUUUUUAAGUCUUUUUAUGACAAAACGAAAUUCCAAUACCAGCUAGCAGAAAGCAACAGAGGACACUGGAAUGAGAAAUCCAUUUCUAGCUGGUCAUUAAUGGCGCUCAACCUUGUGUUUGCAAUGCUAUGCUUUGCAUGUUCUGCGCCCUAGUCUGUGUUGAUUAAGGAUGGCAGAGGCUGUCAGAAUUAAUGCACGUUUAUAUUGGGGGCAAUCAUAAUAAUCGGUGGGGUCGUCAGUUCAGCACGUUUUACCAGCGUUCAUGGGUCAGUGCAUGGUGUGGAAGAGAAAGAACGCUGAAGAAUGAUGUUUCAAAUUUGCUCACCGCUUAUUCUCUCUUUAGGUGGUAAGCACCCUGACUUUACGCAACCGUUUUACAGUUUCGAAAAUUCCGGCAGAAAAGUAGUACUGUUAGGUUUACAGUGUGGUCGCCGUAAUGUAAACAAUUUUCUAAGUGUCCGAAAGCAAAAGCCCACCAUCUUCUGUUUUGAUCAUUAGAAAUGGAUUUGCUUUAGACUUCCUGAUAGUAAAAUAGUUUUCAACCCACCAGACGUCUUUUUCUACGCAGGAUUUUGCUUGUUAUAGAUGACUGAGAAUUUGCAAAUUGUUCCUUUUUCGUUGCUUGGCGCAACAAACCACACUUUUAUGUGCUAAUGAUAAUAGACGGCGUCAUUGAAUACACCUUUGCACCUUUCUACAAACGAAAUAUCUUAUUUUAAAAUCGGUCACCAACGAUGAGGUCACUGUUAGCAAAUUCGUACUAUUUUCAAUGCACGCUGCAGGUUUAUAAAUACUAGAAGUGAAAUGUUGUAUUUAAUGGGUUAAAAGGGAUUUGCGGGUCCAUUUAACGAAAUAAAAAACACAGGCCCUAACUCUUCCUUUGUGCAACGUUCUCUUGAAAUAAAUGUCGGUGAAAUUCACCGUUUUGAAUAAUUUGCACUUACAGAAAGAAUAUAUCUCAUCAAAGAAAGCGAGAGAAAAUGCAGAACAGAGUCUUCAGGUCGUUCGCGCUGAACUAAAAGUAAUUCUAACGGAGGUCGAAGGUCUCUUUCGUGCUGCUCAGUGUCCAUUGGAGGCUGUUACCGAUCCACUUCUGCCCUCUGAGAUCAAAAUAAGUCAGGAAAAUUUACUGAUAUAUCUAACCGCUGUGGAAAACAGAGUUGAUGACUUGCUAAAGUUGAGAAGUCUUCGAGGAAAGAACGUAAGUGGGACACGUUUCGAUUAAAAUGUCGAGGUACAUGCAACUAUGACUCACCAUUAUAAGAACGAAGUGGGGGUUUUAAGAUUUUAGUUGGAAUUUGCUUCAGAAAUAACUAAAUAUGGUGGAUUGUGCUAUGUAAAUGACUUAACAGGAACAUUUUUAAAAGUUUCAGAUAGUAGUUGUCUUACACAGAAGAAUGCAGAGGAAAACUGUCCAGUUAAAAACGUAUAAAACGACUUGCGCUGAAUGAGACGGUCCUUUUCUUGAUAUUAUGGAAGCGAAAGAUGCAAGCACCAAUACGAAUAGGUAGAUAUGUCUGUGGAUCAUUUAGCCUUCCGUAGGCAUACAUUUAUAAAUUCAUUUCUUAUUAAAGAAAAUCGAAGUUAAGACCCAAAUUGAUUGUUCCCUUUUUAUCUGCAGGACAUUCUCCUGAUUGGUAAAAAUGGCAUGCUCAUAGAAAUUGACAGCAUUUAAACUGUAUUGUGAUGGCAAAAUACUUUACUUUAUACUUUUCUGAGAACAAAUUCCGCGGACUUUACGCCGACUACUCUCUUUCAAACGGCUUUUGUAAUUUGCAAGCAUGGGUUGCAGUUGAUCCAUUAUUGACUAAAACCCCUUGCCUAGAACUGAUUCGCGGGAUGUAUUGGUGGAUACUUUGUAGUACACCCAAUAUUUUGGCGUGCGUUUCCUCACUGUCAUUGCCUUUUCGGAAGUAUGAACUAUUUCAUAAAAACCACAAAAAAUAAGAUAGAUAUUCUAAUGCUUCCUUUUUCAGAAGACAAGUGAUCCUGAGAGCUCACAAGUUUCCGAAAACGAAACGUCCCCUAACCAGAAGACCUACACGUUUUCUGUCCCGUCUGCGCGGUGAGUGUUUAAGCAUAAUGCCGUCUUACCCAGCGCCCAUUUCAUUUAACGUUCUGGAUAACAUAGCUCAAUCGUCCACUUUAUGCAUGAAAUGUUAACCUACCAAAACAGGUCCUAACCGGCAGUUCGACCGUCGUUCCUGACGAUGUCCACCAUUGCAUCCAUAGCAUCUGUCACUCUCUCUACUCCUCCCCCACCUGGAGCCGGUGUCAAGACAGAUUCAAGAAGACUGGAGGCGGGAGAGGACGCAGGUGGAUGCCACGGCCAAGCCCACAUCGUGGCGCUCCAAUCUACACCCCCCGCUCCAUAUAGCAAAUGACUAGGAUUUAAACCAACAACAACAAUGGGGACGGCAGGGGCCCCAAUGUGCGCGGCCAAUGCCGGCAACUGGGACUGCCGCCGCACCCCCCCCCCCCACAUGUUGGCAAUUGUUAUGGUGCGCACUCCGAUAUAACCCCCUUGUUGGUCCAGCGUAUUUAUAACGUAGCCCGUUUUGGGGCACAAAGUCCUACCCACCACUCUGGGCACAUACAAGAAAUGUGACCCAAAUUUCGAUGGAACAUAUGAAUUUGGCUGAAUGGGGGUGCAAAAGUAUUGACAGAAAAAAAAACGAAAAACACGCCUGAUCCGGGAGUAUGUUUCUGCCAUGAUCGGCUUAGAAAUCAUAUCAGGGGACAUACCAAAUGACAUUUUGCCUGACUGCUUGGUAAAGAUAAUGACAAAAAGUUAAGAUGGGGCAAAUGAUCUGCCGAUGAUCUUAGUUUCUCACAGUUUGGUCAUGAGUCAGGAGAAAAUCAACUAAACAAGUACUUGAGAUUUAUUUAGCACCGACGUUUGAUGAAGAAGCAAUGUUCUCUGCUAUCUGCAUGUUGCUGUCAGCUUUACAGUUUGCUACUAAUAGGGUCUUUUGCUGUAGCUACAAAUAUUUAAAUGUUCUGAUUCCGUUCAAAUGGGGGCCGAACCCCAAAGGUCCCUUUUUGAAACCGUCGGUGGUCAAAUCUUCCUAUAUCACGAGACGUGUGCAUUUCUUCUGAAGGUUAUUUCAAUGAUUUCUGUCGAAGGUUCCAUCAAUCACAGUCCUUGUUUUGAUGGACUUCCGGGCACGACGCUGUCCCAGUUACUCACCUGUUCCUGAGCGACGAAACAUUUCCUGUAUUCUCGACGUGGCCGCAAGUAGUUGCUCUUCUGUCAUAUUGCAUCUCUAAAAGAGAUUUGUUCGGCAGAGAACUAACAGUUCUCCCGGCCCUGUGAACAGCACAUUUUCAAAUCGUCUAUUGCUAUCUCUUACGGUAGUGGUUUGUAACUGAAUAAAUCGAAUAAUAUUAUUCUUCCCAGUGAACAGUCAACACAAACAUUUUAACAUUUCAGCACGGACGCAGGAGCCAUAUCAGAUGACUCUGGGGCCGAUCUUCGACUUCUGACACACGAGGAGAUAAAGCAAAUAAUUAUCAAGAGCUGA
This is a messenger RNA of Spirometra erinaceieuropaei, 9229 nucleotides long. The record is from the annotation of a GenBank genome assembly. Lineage: Eukaryota; Metazoa; Platyhelminthes; Cestoda; Diphyllobothriidea; Diphyllobothriidae.